Messenger RNA from Caenorhabditis remanei, 834 nucleotides. RefSeq lists its product as uncharacterized. Bases 1 to 834 code for a protein of 277 amino acids. Gene Ontology annotation, biological process: protein histidyl modification to diphthamide. Gene Ontology annotation, molecular function: 2-(3-amino-3-carboxypropyl)histidine synthase activity. NCBI's taxonomy places the organism in Eukaryota, Metazoa, Nematoda, Chromadorea, Rhabditida, Rhabditidae. The transcript is spliced from 5 exons. The record is from RefSeq and is a predicted model, not a curated record.
AUGUCCGAGUCGGUACCAGGUCCGUUUUUCACCACAGCGACCCCUACAGACCACGUACACGAGGAGGAAACUUCGAAUGCUGGAUAUUUCGAGAGUCUAUCGGAAAACGAUAUCUAUUUGUUUUUUGAAAUCGAUAACACCUCUGAAUGGAUUAAAAAUGGAAAACACAAACGAAUCGCUCUCCAAUUUCCCGAUUCCCUUCUUCCAUAUUCUGAACGAGUAACGAGGCUGAUUGAGAAUAAGAUUCGAGAUUCUGAAGCACCUGAUGGCGUAAAGAAAACAUUCGUCUUAGCUGAUACCUCAUAUCGCAGUUGUUGUGUCGACGAAGUAGCUGCAGCACACGCCGAUUGUACAGCUCUCGUACAUUUCGGAGAAGCUUGUCACAGUGCUCCAACUGAUAAAAUAGAUGUUAAAUUCGUUCUCGGAAACAUGCCAACUUUUAUCGACGAGUUCGGAGCACAGCUGAAAAAAGUCGUUGAUCAACUAUCAUCUGAAAACAUUAUCGUUCUCAUGGAUUCAUGUUUUGCUCAUGAACAAAAUCAAAUCGUUGAUAUUAUCAAAGAUAUAGUGCCUCCCACCAGACACGUGUCAUGUGCAAAUCUACCCAGUGAAAAAUCGUUAAAGGAACAUCGAGAAAACGUAUAUCUUGGUCGUGAAAUCCCAUCUCCCUUGCGUGAAAAUCUCCCUGCUGACUUAAUCUUCUGUGGUUUUCCCAAUUCUCCUCUACUCCCCGUUUGGCUACUUUCAUAUCCAAGUUGUGUUACUGUCACCCACUACAAUCCGGUUGAAAAGACGAUUCAACACGAAAGGUACGUUUAUUAUAGAUCUUAUUAG